Molecule: messenger RNA, 1926 nt
Organism: Populus euphratica (Euphrates poplar)
Lineage: Eukaryota; Viridiplantae; Streptophyta; Magnoliopsida; Malpighiales; Salicaceae
Product: L-ascorbate oxidase homolog
Exons: 9
Coding region: 97-1710 (537 amino acids)
Molecular function (GO): oxidoreductase activity; copper ion binding
Source: RefSeq, a predicted model, not a curated record
CUGUGCUAAAUAUUUUCUAUCUCUUUCUUCAUUCUUUGAGGAUCAUUUUGCAGUUCUUAGAUAUCUGGAAACUGAAAGAAAUAUUUUUACGUUAAGAUGAGGCAGGCCAGCAUCCUGUAUUUUUGUGUUGGAAUAUUGGCUUUGCUGAGUGAUACAUGGGUGCAAGCAGAAGAUCCCUAUAGAUAUUACACAUGGACAGUAACAUAUGGAACACGCACUGUUCUUGAUAGACCUCAGACGGUUAUUCUUAUCAAUGGACGAUUUCCUGGCCCAAAUAUUGAAUGUGUGACUAACGACAACAUAAUUGUAAAUGUUAUUAAUAAGUUGAAUGAACCUUUCCUCAUAACAUGGAAUGGAAUCAAGCAAAGAAGGACUUCGUGGCAAGAUGGAGUGCUAGGGACCAAUUGUCCAAUCCCUCCAGGCUCCAACUGGACCUACAAAUUCCAAACAAAAGAUCAGAUUGGAACUUAUAUCUACUUCCCUUCAACUGCAAUGCAUAAAGCCGGUGGCGGAUUCGGAGGUUUCAAUAUUGCUUCACGGUCUGUGAUAUCAAUUCCAUACCCUAUUCCUGUUGCAGAAUUUACCCUUCUCAUUAGUGAUUGGUACAGGGCAGGACAUCAGGCAUUGAAGCAAAACUUGGACCGGGGCAAAGCUCUUCCUGUUCCUGAUGCUCUUCUUAUCAAUGGGCUUUCUAAAGGUGCAAGCUUCACUGGUGAAAAAGGGAAAACUUACAGGUUCAGGAUUUCAAAUGUGGGAAUUUCAACUUCAAUCAACUUCAGAAUUCAGGGCCACACACUGACUCUUGUUGAAGUUGAAGGAUCUCAUACUAUGCAAGAGGUGUACAACUCGCUUGAUGUUCACGUUGGUCAAUCAGUAACAGUUUUGGUUAAAUUCAAUAGUGCAGUCAAGGACUAUUACAUAGUUGCCUCUUCUCGUUUCACUAAACCUAUUCUCACUACAACUGCCCUUCUUCGCUAUGCGGGCUCCAACACCCCACCUUCUCUGCCAUUGCCUAUUGGCCCAACUUAUCAUGUUCACUGGUCUAUGAAGCAAGCCAGGACCAUCAGGUUGAAUUUGACAGCAAAUGCAGCCAGGCCAAAUCCUCAAGGGUCAUUCCAUUAUGGGACUAUAAAAGUUGUGAAGACGCUUGUUUUAGCCAAUACAGCAGAGAAGAUAAAUGGCAAGCUGCGUUAUGCUGUUAACGGGAUAUCUUAUGUCGAUCCUUCCACCCCAUUGAAACUUGCUGACUGGUAUAACAUCCCCGGUGUCUUUUCCUUGAAUUCGAUGAAGACUACACCUGUCAAUACCCCUGCAGUUCUCGGAACUUCCGUGGUUGGAACUGAACUUCAUGACUUUGUGGAAAUUGUCUUCCAAAACAACGAGAACACGAUACAGUCCUGGCAUCUAUCCGGAACUAGUUUCUACGUUGUUGCAUAUGGCGAUAAUGUGUGGAACCCCAGCAUGAGGAAACGCUACAAUCUGCUUGAUGCUGUCUCUAGAUACACUGUUCAGGUAUAUCCCACUGCUUGGACCGCAAUAUAUGUGUCAUUGGACAACAAGGGCAUGUGGAACUUGAGGUCAGCAAUCUGGGCGCGGCGAUAUCUAGGCCAACAAUUGUACGUCAGGGUUUGGAACGACGAACGCAGCCUAUACACAGAGACUGAUCCCCCUCCAAAUACAUUGUUCUGUGGCUUGGCUAAACGACCAUAGAAAUGUUUCGCUUUUGUUUAGUUAAUUUCUUCAGUUCUUUAAAAAAAAAUCUUAAACUUCUUGAAUCAGUUACGAGGGGGUGACUGGAGGUAAAUGGGAAAACAAGCUUUAGAAAGAGGGCGAAAGUAGAAAAUUUUCUUUGUUUUAGUGUGAGAUCGAUCCUUUCCUGAUUAUAUUGUGUACUAAUAAACUAUUUUCCCACCUUUCAUUGAUUUA